Ixodes scapularis (black-legged tick) is the source of this 1036-nucleotide messenger RNA. RefSeq lists its product as uncharacterized. NCBI's taxonomy places the organism in Eukaryota, Metazoa, Arthropoda, Arachnida, Ixodida, Ixodidae. The annotation marks the transcript as partial. The record is from RefSeq and is a predicted model, not a curated record. The transcript has a single exon.
AUAUGGAGUUCCAAUUGGGAACCUACAAGACGUGAUAACCUCUUUCGCCCCAUCGAUGUCGGCGGUCUCGGACUCAUACACAUCUUUCUAAAGCAAGUAAUAUCUCGAUUUUUAUUCUUCAAAACUGCAUCUCAUCAUUUCCUUCGCACUUACUUACAGACGGAACUCGCGAGUGCAUUACCUUAUUUGGUGGUUACAACGAUACCCGCAAGCACAUCACGUCCUGUGGGGUACCUCAAAGAAGUAGUGAGCGCGAUUGAGUUUCUAACAGCUCGUUUUUCUUUGGAGCAUUUAUUUACGGUUUCACGCAAAGUCUUAUAUGCUGAUCUGAUUGACAUAACGUUCCCUGAACCUUUGUAUCGAAGCAUAUAUAGUGAAGGCCCUGGAAAAGAUGUCCUCAGGCGUGUCCGAAAAUUACAUGUCUCGCCUACAGCAAAGUCAUUCUUCUUUAAGCUCCAUACUUCUACGUUACCUGUAAAACCCUGGCUUCGCGAACGUGGAAUUUUUGUGCCGUGGUCAAUCAAUUGUCGCCUUUGUAACCAACCGGAAACUAUAGAGCAUUGUUUUAUUUUCUGCACUGAUGCUUACCUUUUCUGGGAUGUCCUACAAAGGACACUGAAAAAAGACUUGAAUAUCAAUGCUUACACAAUACGUUUUUUGCCCUUAAAAUUGAAUGAUAGCUUUCCUUACGAUCUGUUUACAUUAAUGGGGUUGCAUAGCCUCUGGAAAACAAGAAUGAUUGACAGGAAUGCGGACCCUCCCCGAUCUACCAAAUCAAAUUUCAUUGAAACCGUAACGCAUGUACGAAAUGUAUUUAACUACCUUGACGAGCGGCCAGAUUGGUAUGUUCUUUCUGAUCGAUGCAUUAAUCUACCUGACUUUUAGCACGUGCAUUUUGUAUUUAUUUAAUAUUCCUUUCUGUUCCUUCUGUCUGUUCACGACAAUGAGCCUAUGAGAGUAUAAGAUAGAGAAUCAUAUGUAAUGGAAAUUGGGAUGUGAUAACCUUACCAUGUUUUUGUCUUGCAGUUGUCUAAUA